This is a messenger RNA of Vicugna pacos (alpaca), 3837 nucleotides long. The record is from RefSeq and is a predicted model, not a curated record. NCBI's taxonomy places the organism in Eukaryota, Metazoa, Chordata, Mammalia, Artiodactyla, Camelidae.
GCCUCCCGGUCCGCUCCCUCGGCGCCCCCGCCGCUGCCGAGCACCGAGCAGCUUGGCCGCCGCGGCCGCCGCGCCACCAAACUUUCCCCGGAGCCGGCGCCGGUGAGUCGGAGCGGUGAGGAAAUUGGAGACCCAGGUGUUUACCCAAGCGCCACACAGCCCAUCGAGUGACAGAGCUGGGGCACAUCCUCUCAGCACGCUCGGCCUUGACCCCAGAGAGGGCACCUCAGAGCCUGGUGGAGUGUGGGCAGCCCGCGGGGAGCGUGGCCUCCUGUGCAGCCCGUGGUGAAAUGCAAAUCUGCGUCCCUGGACACCUCCCACUCUCUGCCUGAGUGUCUGGCAUCUCUUUGGCAUUUAAGAGAGGGAAAACCAUUCACAGAUCGAGUUUCCAAAAUGCAGAUCCCCAGCAGAGGGGAAAGAGCCUUACAGGAGCAGUCUCAAUGAGUAGAGCUUUUCGGGGACUGGGUGAGGGUAGAGAGACCAGACUGGCAGUCACCCAGGCACUGUGCUCAGGGGGACCCCACGCCGGGUUCGAUGUUCUGCUGCCUCUGUCUUGAAAUUUGUAAUAAUUUUAAAAUGUUUCAUUUUGCAAUGAACCCCCAAAUGAUGCAGCGGGUCCUGGGUGGGACAGGCAGGCAGUGCUAAUGUGGCCUCUGCUGUCCUCUUGGCCUCACAUGAUCCCUCAGACUCCCUCCUCUGUCCGGACACCCCCACCUCACCCCACCCCCGCGAUCCUCCAGAGAGGCAGCUCCACGUGCCGCUGGAGGCAGCGCCAGGAAUCCUUCUUCUGAAUCCCUUGGCUUCAGAGGACAAAAAUGGGUUUUCUUGUUCCCGAAACAGAUCACUGAGCUGAAAAGGAACCGUACGCCAGGAGGUAUCUGUUGAAUGAGGAGUGAACCCUAGCUGGAGGCUACUCUUGUGCCAAUGACUUUUCCCAACUCCUCCAGCGUCUCGGAAGACACGAUGAAUGACAGGAACAAGACUGCCACGGCCGACCCCCAGCUGAUGCCCCUGGUGGUGGUCCUGAGCGCCGUCUCCUUGGUCACAGUGGGACUCAACCUGCUGGUCCUGUACGCUGUGCGGAGCGAGCGGAAGCUGCACACGGUGGGGAACCUGUACAUCGUCAGCCUCUCGGUAGCAGAUCUGAUCGUGGGAGCCAUCGUCAUGCCCAUGAACAUCCUCUACCUCCUCAUGUCCAGGUGGUCCCUAGGGCACCCUCUCUGCCUCUUCUGGCUUUCCAUGGACUACGUGGCCAGCACAGCAUCCAUUUUCAGCGUCUUCAUCUUGUGCAUCGAUCGCUACCGCUCUGUCCGGCAGCCCCUCAAGUACCUGAAGUACCGCACCAAGACCCGAGCAUCGGCCACCAUCCUGGCAGCCUGGUUUCUCUCCUUCCUAUGGGUCAUUCCCAUCCUGGGCUGGCAUCGCUUCAUAUCGAAGCCCUUGCAGCACCGAGAGGGAAAGUGCGAGACAGACUUCUACGAUGUCACCUGGUUCAAGGUCAUGACCGCCAUCAUCAACUUCUACCUGCCCACCUUGCUCAUGCUCUGGUUCUAUGCCAAGAUCUACAAGACUGUGCGGCGGCACUGUCAGCAUCGGGAGCUCGUCAACGGCUCCCUCCCUUCCUUUUCUGAAAUUAAGCCAAAGCCAGAGAACCCCAAGGUGGGGACUAAGAAGCAGAGGAAAGAGUCUCCCUGGGAGGUUCUGAAAAGGAAGCCAAAAGAUGCCGGUGGUGGACCUGUUUUGAAGCCACCAUCCCAAGACCCAAAGGAGAUAAAAUCUCUAGGUGUCUCCAGCCCAGAGGAUGGAGAACUGGACAAAUUCCAUUGCCUCUCUCUUAACGUUGUGCAGCCGCAGACUGAGGCAGAGGGGAGUGGUGAGGGCCGUGCAGCCGUCAAUCAGAGCCAGAGCCAGCUCGAGACAGAUGAGCAGGGCCUGAACAUGCACGGGGUCACUGAGAUCUUAGAGGGUCAGAUCCUGGGUGACAGCCAGUCCUUCUCCCGGACAGACUCAGACACGCCCACAGAGCCAACACCCGGGAAAAGCAAAUCGAGAAGUGGGUCUAACACAGGCCUGGAUUAUAUCAAGUUCACUUGGAAGAGGCUCCGCUCGCAAUCGAGACAGUAUGUGUCUGGGUUGCACAUGAACCGGGAACGGAAGGCCGCCAAACAACUGGGCUUCAUCAUGGCAGCCUUCAUCCUUUGCUGGAUUCCUUACUUCAUCUUCUUCAUGGUCAUUGCCUUCUGCGAGAGCUGUUCUAACCAGCAUGUGCACAUGUUCACCAUCUGGCUGGGCUACCUCAACUCCACGCUGAACCCCCUCAUCUACCCUUUGUGCAAUGAGAACUUCAAGAAGACGUUCAAGAAAAUUCUGCACAUUCGCUCCUAAGGGAGGCUGCAAGGGGGUACAACCAAGUGAUGCUUACGAUGUCCCUGAAGGAAAUGGAGGGGGAAGGCCUGUGUGUGGCCGGCACCUGGCCUUUCUGGAGUCAAAAGAAUGGUCUUAGGGGCUGGGUAGUUUGGAAGUUCAGAGGCACCACUGGAAGAUCAGCAGAUGGCGGUGGUCAGCAGAGAGCACAUACAAUGAGAGCAGAUUCCAAGAGAAUCGAAUCUGGAUGAGCUCUCCUGCUUCUUGGGAAAUGUGGGAGCCUCAGAAUCUCAUUGUAAUGCAAGCUUUCAGACUCCAAUUAAUUGCCAACUGAAGGAACACGUGGGUAGAGUUCUGGUGGAGAAUUAGACAGAACUCUGGAGCCUCCGUGGAAUGGGGCUCUGUGACUGUGCAGAGACCUUACACAUGUGGAUAGAUGCUGCCUCCUGCCAGGGGUCUCCUGGAGAGCGUGACAGCUAUUCCACUGUGGCUGCCAGUUCUCAGAAUGCCUCUCUUCCGAGCCUCUUAAAAGAGACCCUGUGUCUGAACCACCUGGGAAAUUCUGCCUUAUUAUUUCUCACUCAUGCACAUCUUAGAGCUGAUCGGAAGUUCUGCAGCUUGCAUGUCCAUCAUUUUCAAAGCCAAGUUCGUUUUAGUGAUUAAAAAUAAAAAGGUUCAAAGCUGCCCUCAAAAGAAAGAGAAAAGGACUUUUUUUUUUCCACUGGCUGUUCAUUAAAAACAGAGAAAAGGGGGAAUGGGGAGAAGACAGCCAUAUUUCUUAAGGGCUGUGCCGGGUUGAUCUCAUUUAAGUCCCACAACACCCCUCAACAGGAGGGUGGUGUUACUUGAGAAGCAGGUUGAAGUGCAGCAAGGUGCCCGAGGUCACAAAAGCUACUUAUGUGAGAGCCAGAAUGCUCAGCCUGUGGUUUCAGCUCAUCAUAACAUUUUCUCCAAAAGGCAAAAAUUUGUACUAUUAAGUACGUAUGCACACACACACACACACACACACACAAUUCUCAAGAAUAUGUUGAGAGCAGAAACAGCUGACAUAGAAGAUGUCUCUGUGGCCCCAGAGGUGAUACUUUGGCAGGGACCGUGUGCAUUUUUACCUGUGAGUUCUGCUGUGUUUGUCCAAGAGAAGUCAUCCUGGCCUUUUAGAGUCACACCUCUUCAGUAAAAACUCGCAAAGGCAUGGGAACGCACCGUUUUACUUGGUGUUUAUAUUGUAAUCUGGUUGUGAUUUAUAUUUUAAAACUUGAUGCUAAAUUAUAAUGUAUGUAACCAGUGGGAGUACCUGUACGAGUUGGUCUUUUACGUCUUGUGUUCCCAUCUGCAUGAUCUGUUAAAAUGAGAGACUUUUACCUACCUAAAAUAUAUUUGAAACUAUACUGUUACAAGUUUGAUUUAAUUUACUUUUCUGAGUCUCUUGGACUGAGAAGAUAUAUUGAAAUGUGGUGUCAAGUGUUACAAGAU